Molecule: messenger RNA, 1170 nt
Organism: Diaporthe batatas
Lineage: Eukaryota; Fungi; Ascomycota; Sordariomycetes; Diaporthales; Diaporthaceae
Product: porphobilinogen synthase HEM2
Exons: 2
Coding region: 1-1170 (389 amino acids)
Biological process (GO): heme biosynthetic process
Cellular component (GO): cytosol
Molecular function (GO): zinc ion binding; porphobilinogen synthase activity
Source: RefSeq, a predicted model, not a curated record
AUGUCUUUCUCCAGUCUCGUACAGGACCUCUCGAUUCGGUCAGCUGCUGACGCCCGCAACCGCGAGAACGCUUCUACGACCUCGGCCGCCUCCACGAUGGAUGGCAUGGCUUCCAGGACCUCCCACAUCUCCCGUGCCAUGUCCUACACCAGCACUGCCGCCACGAGCGUGAGCAUCUCCGGAGACAUCUCCAGCCAGCUCCACGGUGGCUACAGCCAUGCCCUGGCUCGGUCAUGGCAGGCAGAGAGGCAACUCACAAAGUCCAUGCUUAUCUAUCCCCUCUUCGUCUCCGACCAGGACGACGAGGAAGUCCUCAUCCCAUCCCUCCCGAAUCAGUACCGUCGCGGCAUCAACAGGUUGAUCCCUUUCCUCGAGCCGCUCGUCCACAAGGGCCUCCGUGCUGUCAUGCUGUUUGGUGUCCCCCUCAACCCGGGAACCAAAGAUGCUCUUGGCACUGCCGCAGACGACCCCAAGGGCCCCGUCAUGACCAGCAUCCGACUCCUUCGACAGCGUUUCCCUCAGCUGUACAUCACCGCAGAUGUUUGCCUCUGCGAGUACACCUCUCACGGCCACUGCGGCAUUCUCCGGGACGACGGAAGCCUCAACAACCAGCUCUCCGUCGACCGUAUUUCCGAUGUCGCCAUUGCCUACGCCCAGGCGGGCGCCCACUGCGUCGCGCCCUCAGACAUGAACGACGGUCGGAUCCGCGCCAUCAAACUCAAGCUGAUCGAGGAGGGAAUAGCACACAAAACACUGCUCAUGUCCUAUGCCGCCAAAUUCUCUGGCUGCCUGUACGGCCCCUUCCGCGACGCCGCUGGGUCGUGCCCUUCUUUUGGCGACCGGAAGUGCUACCAGUUGCCACCGGGAGGUCGCGGUCUUGCCCGUCGCGCGAUUGUCCGUGACAUCGGUGAAGGUGCGGAUGUGAUCAUGGUCAAGCCCGCAAGCCAGUACCUCGACAUCAUCUCCGACGCCAAGGAGCUCGGUAAAGACCUUCCUAUUGCCGCCUAUCAAGUCAGUGGCGAGUUCGCCAUGAUCCACGCUGCUGCAAAAGCCGGCGUCUUCGACCUCAAGACGAUGGCAUUCGAGUCGACAGAGGGCAUAUUGAGGGCGGGAGCAACAAUAGUGAUCAGCUAUUUCACGCCGGAGUUUUUGGACUGGCUGUCUACUUAA